AGUAAGUAUGCUUACCAUGCACUCUGUCCACUGGUAAGUAAGUAUGCUUACUAUGCACACUGUCCAAUGUUCAGUAAGUAUGCUAACCAUGCACUCUGGCCACUGGUCAGUAAUUAUGCUUACCAUGCACACUGUUCACUGUUCAGUAAGUAUGCUUACCAUGUCCACUGUACAGUAAGUAUGCUUACCAUGCACACUGUCCACUGUUAAGUAAGUAUGCUUACCAUGCACACUGUCCACUGUUCAGUAAGUAUGCUAACCAUGCACUCUGUCCACUGUUCAGUAAGUAUGCUUACCAUGUACACCAUCCACUGUUCAGUAAGUAUGCUUACCAUGUACACUAUCCACUGUUCAGUAAGUAUGCUUACCACGUACACUGUCCACUGUACAGUAAGUAUGCUUACCAUGUACACUGUCCACUGUACAGUAAGUAUGCUAACCAUGCACUCUGUCCACUGCUCAGUAAGUAUGCUUACCAUGUACACUGUCCACUGUACAGUAAGUAUGCUAACCAUGCACUCUGUCCACUGUACAGUUAGUAUGCUUACCAUGCACACUGUUCACUGUUCAGUAAUUAUGCUAACCAUGCACUCUGUCCACUGUUCAGUAAGUAUGCUAACCAUGCACUCUGUCCACUGUACAGUUAGUAUGCUAACCAUGCACUGUCCACUGUUCUGUAAGUAUUCUAACCAUGCACUCUGUCCACUGUUCAGUAAUUAUGCUUACCAUGCACAUUGUUCACUGUUCAGUAAGUAUGCUUACCAUGCACGUCCACUGUACAGUAAGUAUGCUUACCAUGCACACUGUCCGCUGUUCAGUAAGUAUGCUAACCAUGCCCUCUGUCCACUGUUCAGUAAUUAUGCUUACCAUGCACACUGUCCACUGUUCAGUAAGUAUGCUAACCAUGCACACUGCUCACUUUUCAGUAAGUAUGCUUACCAUGCACUCUGUCCACUGUUUAGUAAGUAUGCUUCCCAUGCACACUGUCCACUGUUCAGUAAGUAUGCUAACCAUGCCCUCUGUCCACUGUUCAGUAAGUAUGCUUACCAUGCACACUGUCCGCUGUUCAGUAAGUAUGCUAACCAUGCACUCUGUCCACUGUUCAGUAAGUAUGCUUACCAUGCACACUGUCCACUGUACAGUAAGUAUACUAACUAUGCACUCUGUCCACUGUACAGUUAGUAUGAUAACCAUGCACACUGUCCACUGUACAGUAAGUAUGAUAACCAUGCACACCUGUCCACUGAUGGGAGAUAACUCUGACCACACUAUAAUCCACUCGCACAUAAAGGGGAUUUUCAUGAUUGAUACAACCAUUCUGUAAAAAUGACACAAGUAUGAAACAAAAACUCAUAUCAGACUAGAUACACUGUGAUGUACUGUAGUCAUUAAGACUAACGUAUACAAACUAAGUAAAAACCAUCCUGUCACUCAAUAAACCAUGUGUUACAAAGAUAUAUUUUCUGCAGAAAGUCACUGUAUAAACAAAUUAUUUUAAUCUAGAUAGUUCUUGAAAAAUAGGUGAAACUUCAAAUUAAUCCUUUCAAGCAAAUUAAAAGUGAUACUGUCCUUAACCUAAGGUUA
Messenger RNA from Mizuhopecten yessoensis (Yesso scallop), 1584 nucleotides. RefSeq names its product histidine-rich protein PFHRP-II-like. The transcript is spliced from 2 exons. The record is from RefSeq and is a predicted model, not a curated record. The coding region runs from base 217 to 1182 and encodes 321 amino acids. NCBI's taxonomy places the organism in Eukaryota, Metazoa, Mollusca, Bivalvia, Pectinida, Pectinidae.